Messenger RNA from Marmota flaviventris (yellow-bellied marmot), 3023 nucleotides. RefSeq names its product pleckstrin homology, MyTH4 and FERM domain containing H3 (gene Plekhh3). Gene Ontology annotation, cellular component: cytoskeleton. Lineage: Eukaryota; Metazoa; Chordata; Mammalia; Rodentia; Sciuridae. The record is from RefSeq and is a predicted model, not a curated record.
GGGGCUGCAGGGAGCGCAGCGCGCGCCGCUGGGGCCCCGGCCACCGGACGCCCUACCGGACACGACCCUCCCUGGAGCUUGGACAACUGCCCACCUCGACACUGCACCGGACACUGCCCCCCACAGGGCUGGACACUACAACGGACACUACUUCCCAGCUCCGGACAUUGCUCCCUGUUCCCCCCAGGCCCUGGACUCCUUCCCCCCCUCCCCCUACAGGGGCCCAGACGUUGAGCCCAUCGCAGGCUCUAGCCAGCGUCCCCCAGCACCCUAGCCCUAGACAUUGCCUCCUCCCUGUCCCCCUCUCCCACCUCCUCCUCCCGCCUCAUCUUUCUCCCGCUUGGGUCGGAGCCCCGCCAGUUUCUCUGAUCCCCUGCUGCUUGGCCUCGGCUGCCUGGGCCCCCAUCCCCCGUCUGCUCGCCCGGAUGCCUCUCCCGGGGGGGUUGUGGUGGCUCCUCUGCUGCCGUCGAGGCUUCACUCUUCUGCACCGGGACUAUGGUGACGGCGAGCUUAGCGGGGACGGGGACGAGGACGAAGACGAGGAGACCUUUGAGCUACGGACCCCGAGUCCAGCGGGCGGGAGGAGUCCCCUGGAUGUAACACUGACUCAGCCUGUGAGGAGCGCCGCAGUCUCUGACAGGCUGCACAGCUGGGAGGAGACUUGGAGCCUCAUUCCAGAAAAGGGUCUGCCGGAGGAUGACCCCGACAUCGUUGUGAAAGGUUGGCUGUAUCGCGAGCCCCGCGGAGGAGGGGCACGGCCAUGGCUGCCUCCUCGCCGAGCCUGGUUCGUGCUCACUCGUGAUUCUCUGGACCAUUUCAGCAGCAAUGGGAAGGGUGCUCGGCGCCUCGGGAGCCUUGUACUCACCAGCCUGUGCUCAGUCACUGGCCCAGAGCGCAGGCCCAAGGAGACUGGUCUGUGGUCAGUGACUGUGUCUGGCCGGAAACACAGCGUCCGCCUCUGCUCCCCCCGCCAGGCAGAGGCUGAGCGCUGGGGGGUGGCCUUGCGCGAAGUGAUCUCCUCAAAGGCUCCGCUAGAGACCCCCACCCAGCUAUUGCUCAGGGACAUACAGGAGAGUUGCGGGGAUCCAGAGGCGGUGGCCCUCAUCUACCGUCGGAACCCGAUUCUGAGGCAUACCAGUGGAGCCUUGUAUGCCCCACUUCUGCCCCUGCCCUAUGGAGUCAGUGCCCCAGGUCCUGGCUAUGCACCCUUGAGAGAGGAGGCGGUAAGGCUGUUCCUUGCGCUCCAGGCACUGGAGGGGGCAAGGCGCCCUGGGCCCCUGAUGCAGGGUGUGCUCCAAACCUGUCGGGACCUGCCUGCACUCCGGGAUGAACUCUUCCUGCAGCUGGCUAAGCAGACCUCAGGCCCUGCAGGUCCUCCUGGGCUCCCUGCUACCCAAGACCCUGCAACCCUGCGGUACUGGCAGCUCCUCACCUGCAUGAGCUGCACCUUCCGGCCUGGGGUAGCUGUUCGGGGGCACCUCCUAGGGCAUUUGGAGAGGACUGAGCAGGCACUGCCGGACUCGGAACUAGCGGAAUAUGCGCGCUUCAUCAGGAAAGCUCUGGGCCGGACGCGCGGCAGAGAGCUGGUGCCAUCGCUGGCAGAGAUUUCCGCACUGAGCCAACGACAGGAGCUGUUGUGCACGGUGCACUGUCCAGGGGCUGGUGCCUGCUCUGUGGCCAUUGACUCUCACACGACAGCAGGGGAGGUGGCUCGAGAGCUGGUGGGGCGGCUGGGUUUGGCCCGGAGCCGCAAUGUCUUUGCGUUGUAUGAACAGCGUGGUGCCCAGGAACGAGCGCUGGCUGGGGGGACCCUCGUGGCCGACGUGCUCACCAGGUUUGAGAAUUUAGCCUCAGAGGAAGCCAGACUGGAAGACUCGCUGGACUCCGGGUGGAGACUGUGUCUGCGUCUUCACGGACCUCUGCAUCCUGAGGGACUAUCCCCAGACGGUCACGAACUGCCUUUCCUCUUUGAGCAGGCUCAUGCUCUGCUGUUGCGCGGCCGGCCGCCACCACCCGACGACACACUGCGCGCCCUGGCGGCGCUGCGCCUGCAGAGCCUGCACCGAGACUUCUCCCCGCGGGUGCCCCUGCCUCGCCUAGACCGCCUGCUGCCGCCCCCCAUCCCGCCCCCCAUCCCUCCGUGCGAAGUUCAGCCCCGCCCAACUCCCAGGCCACCGCCCUCAGCCGCCCUGCUGGCCGGGGCAUUCUGGAGCCCCAGCCUGGCCAAGAGGCGGGCGGAGCGGGCUCGACGCAGUGGGGCCUGCCGCACAGCAGCCCCCGAGGGAGGAGGCGGAGGCGCCCGCACCGCUGCUGCUGUGCUGGGCGGCUGGAAGCGGUUACGGGGCAUGGGCCGAGCUGAGGCCAUGGCUGCCUACCUGGCUCUGGCGGCGCAGUGUCCGGGGUUCGGCGCUGCUCGGUAUGACGUUCUGGAGCUGAGCACGGAACCUGGUGGAGGUGCUCCACAGAAGCUAUGCCUGGGUCUGGGAGCCAAGACCAUGUCCCUCUCCCGGCCUGGUGAGACAGAACCCAUCCACAGUGUCAGCUAUGGUCAUGUGGCCGCCUGCCAGCUAAUGGGUCCCCAAACCCUAGCAUUGAGGGUAGGCGAGAGUCAGCUCCUCCUGCAGAGUCCCCAGGUGGAAGAGAUCAUGCAGCUGGUGAAUGCCUACUUGGCCAACCCCUUCCCCGAGAGGCCCUGCGGCAGCUCUGCUCCUCCAUGCCAAGACCUGCCAGACACCUCCUCUCCCAGCCAGCACCAAAGCCUGGAUGAGCCCCAGGGACAGUCUGGCUUCUUGGGGCAGCUGCAGGACUGAGCCUGCCAAGAGGUCAUGACUCCCCUCUUCCCUCCAGCCUGGGCCAGGACUACUCUGAGAUUUGAGGAGACCAUGGACCCUUUUGGCCCUGCAGGGACAGGGCACAGACCCCACACCCAAGGUCUGAAAUGGGUGUGGACAAUUUUAUAGUUUGUUUCUUAAUUUAUUUGUAGAAGAGAAGCCAAAAAAAAAAAAAAUCCUUAUUUACACAAA